AUCCAAGAUGAAGUUAUUGGCGUUGGCGGUGGUGAGUCUGGCGGUGGUGGCGCUGGCCGAGCACGAAGACUUGCCCGGCGGGGAGAAGGAAGACGGGAGCCGGGAGAAGCGAUCUCCCGAGCCGAGCCGGGCCUACGAGGGUACCAACAUCGGGUACCAUAGGUACCGCUACCCGAUGCAUCGCUCCCGUCGCUACGGGAUCCCGCCAUGGCUGGCGAACAGCCGGGAGGAUUCAUCGAGCGAGGAAGGCGAUUCGCGCGAGUGGGACGACGAGAAACGGAAGCGGAUGGCGCUGAGGAAGAAGCGGAUGUACAUGGUCCCGCCGCCCUGGGGCAAUCCGUGGAUGUACAGGAAGAAGAGGAUGUUUCAUGGGUUCGACGAAGAGGGCAGCUCCGAGGAGGAGGACUGGCGACGGAGACGACCGGAAGGCGGCGGCUUCAUGUACCGCCGAAAGAAGUCCCACCCCCUCACAUCCGCCGAACUCGAGGAACUCCUCGAGAACGGUGACCUCCGCAAGCGAAAACGAUCGGAGCUGUGGCGCGCCGAGCCCUGGUUCCACCCCCGCCGCCGCCCCUUCCCCUACGACGACGACAAGAAGAAGAAGCGGUCCUGGGGACCUCGACGCGGAUCCCCCGAGGAGGAGGAGGAGAGCGAGGAAGACGAGAGGGGUCCGCAGCAUCCCGCUCCGCACAGCACUUGGGAGUGGUCCGACUACUUCGGCUACGACCGCCGCAAGCGAGAGGCCCCCCCCGCUCACAAAGGAUUCGAUCGCUGGAACAAAGAUAGAUAUAGAACCACGAUGGAGGACGUCGUUUUCGGACCCCGAGACGAGCAGGAGAAGAAGAAGCCGGGGAGCGACGGAGCGAUGAAGAAGCCGCCGCACGGAGAGGAGGAGGACGAUCGCAAGAAACGGAACAAGAAGAAGCGGUUCGUGGUGAAGAAGCGGCAGGGGAUGGAUUCCGUAGAGGAAGACUGCCCGGCGGUGCUGGAGCUGGUGUCGGACUGCCAAGAGGUGGCAGAGGAGGCCGGGGACUAUCGACACCUCCUCGUCGACGCGUGCAACCGCCACGAGAUCUGCUCUGCCUGCGGUCCCUACCUGGGUCUGGCGUCGGAGGCGCAGUGCGACGCUGGCUACGCGGAGGACGUCACCGUCCUGUGCGAGGGCGACCGUGAGUGCGAGGCGAUCGCGAGGGUCGCCGCGAAGAUCAUGGACGACGACGACGACGACUCGGACGAGGGAGGAGCCUCCGAGGCCGACGUCUGUUUCGAGCCCUGCAUCGUCGACUUCUUCGAACGGAAGAGGAAGUGAUCAGAAGGGCGGAGAGUCGGACGGAGAGUCGAGCCUCUGCAAAAACGAGAGAAUUCAUGGAAAAUGCAAAUUUUUUCGCGGUCCGUUCCCGGUCUCGGCCGGAGACGACUCGCUUUUCUUCGAACGUGCUCCGUGUGAAUUCCACGCGAAUCUCUGCAGCCGUGCACUCGAAACCCACUUUCCUGUUUUUCCCAGUUUUGCCGAGGUUCGGACAUCUGUCGCCGUAGAUGGAAAAAAAAAAUCACUUUCUUCUCGAGCAGGCCAGCUUUGGAAUGCCGCGUCGGUGUCGCGCAUGGUGCUCAGUUCCUCGAUCAUGAAAAAAAGAAAUAACGAUAAUGAUAUGACAAAUUACGAUAAAUAUUAAUUUAUUGUGUGUGUUGAGACUUGAGCGGAUUAAAAAGAAAAAAGGGAAGAGAUGCUAAGAAAUGUUUCGGUUGGAAAGGUGUUUUGUCGUCGGUGGAAAAAUCUCAUAACCUUUUUGUCGUACACGCCGCAAUGCCCAGGCGAUAGCGGUCGAUUCCCGAGCAAUAGAUCAAAAGAUAAAAGAAGGCGGAAGGGGCCCGUGAGAAAUCGUUCCCAAGCUGGCUUCGAUGGAAUGUCGUUGUCAACGUGUCAAGCGACCAUAUCAACCGUUUUCUCUCUUUCUAUUCUUCUCUCUCUCUCUUUCUCUGCAGUGGCGCAAAUUCGGUCUCGAUCGUUGUAUGUGUAUCACGCUCAAUGUCCUGGCUGUUCUGGGAUGGAAUAAAAUACACGGUGGGAAGCGAA
Messenger RNA from Darwinula stevensoni, 2074 nucleotides. NCBI's taxonomy places the organism in Eukaryota, Metazoa, Arthropoda, Ostracoda, Podocopida, Darwinulidae. The record is from the annotation of a GenBank genome assembly.